This is a messenger RNA of Antechinus flavipes (yellow-footed antechinus), 2770 nucleotides long. It is a transcript of the gene SNX10, whose product is annotated as sorting nexin 10. The record is from RefSeq and is a predicted model, not a curated record. Bases 318 to 926 code for a protein of 202 amino acids. NCBI's taxonomy places the organism in Eukaryota, Metazoa, Chordata, Mammalia, Dasyuromorphia, Dasyuridae. Gene Ontology annotation, molecular function: phosphatidylinositol binding. Gene Ontology annotation, biological process: intracellular protein transport. The transcript is spliced from 7 exons.
GAUUGGGUCCGGGCUGGGCUGGGCAGGUGCUGGGCCGGGACCGGGGCAGGGUCUGGGCAGGGGCCGGGGCAAGAGCGAGGGCUGGAGCCCGGGCAGAGCCUGUCACAUGCUGCAGCCCAGCGUGGCUCUCCCCCGCCCCCCAGGCCUCGGGGCGGCCCCCCCCCAGCCGCAGCGCGCAGUUGGCCAGCGCCGGGCUCUGCGGCGGCUGCGUGGGAGCCCGCAGAUCCUCCCCGCGCGUCGGCCCGCGAGUCAGGCUGUGCUCGCCCGCGCCGCGGACAGCCGGAGCCAUUCCCAUUGAUCAGGACAAAGUGCUGAAGAUGUUUCCAGAGGAGAAGAAAACGGAGUUCGUGAGUGUCUGGGUCCGGGAUCCUCGCAUUCAAAAGGAGGACUUCUGGCACUCCUACAUUGACUAUGAGAUCUGCAUCCAUACCAACAGCAUGUGUUUUACCAUGAAGACGUCCUGCGUCAGGAGGCGGUUUCGGGAGUUUGUGUGGCUCAGACAGCGGCUUCAGAGCAACGCGCUGCUGAUACAACUUCCCGAACUUCCUUCUAAAAACCUGUUUUUCAACAUCAAUAAUCGCCAGCACGUUGACCAGCGGCGUCAAGGCCUGGAAGAAUUUCUGAGAAAGAUCCUACAAAAUGCCCUUUUGCUCUCAGACAGCCGGCUUCACCUCUUCUUACAGAGUCACUUAAGUUCUGAAGACAUCGAGGCCUGUGUUUCUGGACAGACAAAAUAUUCCGUUACCGAAGCAAUUCACAAGUUUGCUUCCUCAAACAGACGUUUCCCCGAAGAAAAUGAGGAGGGAGAGAAAAAAGACAAUUCUAUAGAAUAUGGAUCAGAAAGUUCAUCCUCCGGGCUUGGUCACAGUUGUGAAGACAGCAGUCCACAUGGAUGUAAAACAAGCCCAGAUCUUCAAGAAUACUGAAAAAUAAUUUUUAUGUUACUAUCUUAGUAAUAGGAAAUCAUGCCCAUGUCAUAAGGACAGGAUUGGUUCACAAUAGCUCCCUACAUAAAGCCCUUCUGUCUGGAUGACAUGAUUGGUGAUGUGUUCUCAAAGCUGUUGCCUCCCCCCUCUCUCCUCCCCCCCCCUUUUUUUAAGUUCAUUAAUAGUUCCCAGUUCAGGGUCUUAUGUUGUCUUAUUUUAGUCCAGGUAGAGGGGAAGCAAAACUCUCUUGGCUGUGACUCAGUAAAAUGGCUAAGACUGAAUUUUGGGGAUAAACAAUGAUUGAUAAAUGAGCUCCUGCUUCAGUAGGAAAUGAUUUAUAUUAAUAUAUAGGUGUGAAUUUACAUUUGUGUGUGCUGUGUAAAACCUUUGGUUCUGAUCAAUUAAAAAAUCCACUUGGUACAUAAACACAGAUUAAAACCAGGAUAUUGCAUUUCCCCUACAUUGAUGUGUCACUUUAAACAGACUUUUGAAAUCUGUCAUAGGAUUUUGCAGGCCGUAUUCUAGCAAGUGCCAUACCCCAUAGCAUGGAUUAAGGAAAUGUGCUGAUAUUACGUGGCUCCGUCCCCUAUGCAGGAAAAAAACUUGGGAUGUUAGUGUGAGUGUGUGUGGCUGACUCAGUACUAGCUAGGACUGCUCAGCUUCCAGCCUGCUAUUUAUUGUGCACACAGAUGGAACUCACAGCUUAGGAACACAGACCAGUAUUUGAAUAUUUUUUAUUCGAGUGUUAAUUCAAAUAAAUAGGACAACUAACGUCUCUUCAGACUUAACAAAACAUCUUUUCAAGCAAGGAUCGACCUCAGCCUCAGAUGUGGAGACUCUAAUUUUUGUCAUAUAUUUGAUAAAGACAAAUUCAUUUAUUUCUUUUCAGAAUUUGUCAUUUCUUCAGUAUUUUUAGGUGGUGAUGAAUUUCUUCACUAAAUGGAAAGACCGUCUUAAAAACAAGACUCAAGGUCAUGUUUACAAAAAAAGUAUUCUGCUAGUUUCGGAAAUAAAAUUAACUGUGUGAUUAUGCAGUAAAAAAAAUUUCUAUCCAUUUUCUUACCUCCUUUAAGGCUACACUUGAGAAAUGUUACAGGCUGGUGAAAUAUAUCCUUAUAUAACUUUCUGUUGACAUAGCACUUUAAUAAGAUAAUUAUCCAAAUUUCUUCCUUGUCCAGUGGCACAGAGUAAUGAGUUUCCAUUCUAAGAAACUGGCAGGAAGAUAUUUACAAAGAAACGGAGGUGACUUGUUGCUCCUCCUAGCUUUUUCUCCUCCUGAAGGCUGGUGGAAGAUGCUUGUAAAAGCAGUUAAUUUAAGGAGUAUUUUUAUCAUUCCAUUAUUAAUAAACUCCUAAUGGAGGUCAAAGGAUUGUACUGAAAUAACAACACAAAACAAAAAACGCAAGACAAGAAUUAUUCUCUUAAUUUGGCUGUCUUGCUUUCUUGUUUGGUCUAAACAUUUAUUAGAUUUUGCUUAGAAUCUUGAUUUAGUAUGUGAGGCCUGUUACUGCAUCAUGGGAGAGCCAUUAAUUGAAAACAGGGGGAAAAAAACCCCAAGAUUUAAGAGCUUUUCUAAUCACCCUGGUAACGGGGAUAGGGGUAAGAGAAGGAGGGGGUAGGCUGCCAUGUAGUAUUAGAUUUAUUUAUUUAUUUUUCUUAGCGAUACAUAUUUGAAUUUACAAUCACUAUUUCGCUUUUGGAAUAUUUUUAGAAAAGAUGUGAUCGGCCAUAAAUUUUAAUGUUAUUUUUAGAUCUUGUAACAUAAAUAUCAAAAUGUCUUCCUUAUAAUUUGUUCCAUAAGAUUCAGUGGAUUUUUGUUUCUAAAUUAAACGUGAAGAAAUCUC